AUGGUCCUCACGGACGUCAUCAAGCGGUGGCACGUGCUCAAAGGACAGACAGCACUGCUCUGUACUGGGACAGAUGAACAUGGCCUGAAGGUCCAACGAGCAGCCGCCAAAGCUGGCAUUGACCCGAAACUGUUUUGCGACAAAGGCGCCGAGAUCUUCCGAGAACUUGCACGAAAAGCCGAGAUCACGAAUGAUCAUUUCGUACGGACGACGGAUAGAGAGCAUAAGGAAGCUGUCGAGUAUGCAUGGUUCCUGUUGCAAGAGAAGGGCCUCAUAUACGAGCAGAAGCAUGAGGGGUGGUACUCAAUCACCGACGAAUGCUUCUACCCACAGUCAGCUGUACAACCGUACCUCGACCCACCGACAGGAAAGAAGAUGAUGACAUCGAUCGAAACGGGCAGUGAAGUGGAAUGGUCUUCGGAGACAAACUAUCAUUUCCGGCUCUCGGCAUUCCAGGACAAAUUGUUGGAGUUUUACAAGAACAAUCCCGAGUGGAUAGCACCAGAACAUCGCAUGAAGGAGGUUGUGCAGGCCGUUGAAUCAGGAUUGGAGGACUUGUCCAUAUCUCGACCAUACGAACGACUCACAUGGGGCAUUCGAGUCCCCGGAGACGACUCGCAAACUAUUUACGUAUGGCUCGACGCGCUCAUGAACUACGCAACCAAGGCAGGAUACCCAUGGACACCGGGCCGCGAACAAGCAGGCGGUUGGCCUGCCGACUGUCAUGUCAUCGGCAAAGAUAUUGUUCGAUUCCACUGCAUCUACUGGCCGGCUUUUCUCAUGGCCCUUGGACUUCCUCUUCCAAAGAAGAUUCUGACACACGCUCACUGGACUCUUGGAGGGUCCAAGAUGUCCAAAUCAACUGGCAGAGUUGUCGAUCCGUUCCACGCCAUUGAUCGAUUUGGACCGGAUGUUAUGCGCUUCUAUAUGGCUCGUGAAGGUGGUAUACAGGACGAUGCGAGCUACGAUAACUUUCGCAUUAUUGGGUUGUACAACAAGUUCUUGAACCAGCAACUUGGCAACCUAGCUUCUCGUGUUACACGAGGCAAGAAAUGGAGCGUCCGAGGCGCAGUCGAACGCAUUGGUGGAAGUCCAACAGAGGAAUGGGAAGAAGGACCAGGUUCUAAAUUCCGGAAUAACUCUCUCGCCACUAUCGCCUCGCAAGUAGACGCAUCCUUUGAUGCCUAUGAUCCGCGUAAAGCUGCCUCUCAAAUUGCUGAUUUUGUCCGAGGAUCAAACGCAUUCUUUCAGAUGUCACAACCCUGGGACAAGAUAUUGAGCUUCGGUCCGGGCGAGCCUGGCGAGGAUGUCGACAAGAUUAUCUAUCUUGCCGCUGAAGCACUUCGCAUUACCGGCAUUUUACUACAGCCGUACAUGCCGAAUAAGGCACGUAUGCUACUAGACCAGUUGGGCGUACAGCACGAUCGAAGAAGCUUCGAGUACUGCAAGCCUGGCGCUGAUCUAGACUACGGAACUCCAUUGGUGGAGCUGGGUGUAGCGCACAAGGGCCUUCUGCUCGGCGACGACGAACCGGACGAUUCGAACACGCAACAAGAGAUUACAGGAUGGGACGCAGCAGAGGGCGGCGCGCUCGAUGCCAACGGGAAGAAGGAGAAGGAGGCACCGCGCAUCAUUCAAGCUCUGCCAAACCGCGAUUGGCGCGCAGAGGCCCGACGGAAACAACUUGCGAAAGCGCCCCAUCAACAAGCGCAGAAUGUAACCGUCGACAAGAGCAAGAUGGAAGAGCCAAAAGUGCAAUAUGGACUUACCAUUAUCAAGAAGGACGAGGCGCAGGAAAACGGAGCUGCAGAAACUGAAGUGCCAGAACCAAUGGAGGUGGAGCAGGACAAUCUUACGGAGGAGCAGCGACUUGAGAAGAAAGCUCUCGAUGCGCUAGUCAGCGGCAAAUCCACCGACAACGACCUCGUCAUUCCCGUACAGACGGAAGAAGAAACGUUCCUAAAUGAUAUCCACAAUGCGCCCGACGCUCCCACCCUCGAAGCCUACGAAGCUACACCAAUUGAAGGAUUUGGCGCGGCUUUGCUUCGCGGCAUGGGCUGGAAAGACGAGGAAGCAAUUGGUAAGAACGGCGUUGCUGCGAAACCAAAAGAAACCAAACGGCGACCGGCGCUACUUGGCAUAGGUGCAAAGGAUGAUGCUGCUAUAGGCGUAGAGCUUGGAGAAUGGGGUGGUGGAAAAGGCAAAGGGAAGAAAGUCGCGCAGAGCUACAACCCCGUUACGCUGCGGAAUAAGAAUACUGGCGAGAUUAUCACAGAAGAGGAGUUGAAGGCGAAACUUGAAAGCCAGAGCAUGAUCCCGGAUGAGAAGCCGUCGAGAAGCAAGAGCAAAUACGACGACGAUAGCGAGGAAGAUGAGCGAAGGCGUGAAAAGCGGAGAGAGAAGCGAGAUGACCGCGACCGCGACCGCCGACGUGACGAUGACUAUGAUAGCGAACGGAGGAAGGACAAGGACCGUCGAAGAGACAAGGAUGACUACUACGACAGCGAUCGCCGCCGAGACAAACGAAGAGAUCGAGCUCGAGACGACGAAUACGAAAGCGAGCGCAGGCGCGAGAAGCGAAGAGAACGUAGUCGUAGCCCCGACGACCGAAAGGAUAAACGCCGUGAUCGGUACCGCAGCAGAAGUCGGGACUCGAAGCGGAAAAGCGACCGGAAAGACCGUAGUCGGAGUCGCGAUUCUGACGAUCGCAGGAAACGGAGGAGAGAUAGGGAGUAUGAGGAUGAUGGGAGGUAUGAGAAGAAGAGGCAUAGGGAUGAUAAGUACUACAAGUAA
Messenger RNA from Alternaria atra, 2793 nucleotides. RefSeq lists its product as uncharacterized. Lineage: Eukaryota; Fungi; Ascomycota; Dothideomycetes; Pleosporales; Pleosporaceae. Gene Ontology annotation, molecular function: methionine-tRNA ligase activity; ATP binding. Bases 1 to 2793 code for a protein of 930 amino acids. The record is from RefSeq and is a predicted model, not a curated record. Gene Ontology annotation, biological process: methionyl-tRNA aminoacylation. The transcript is spliced from 7 exons.